This is a messenger RNA of Osmia bicornis bicornis, 3617 nucleotides long. It is a transcript of the gene wit, whose product is annotated as bone morphogenetic protein receptor type-2. Gene Ontology annotation, molecular function: transforming growth factor beta receptor activity; ATP binding. The record is from RefSeq and is a predicted model, not a curated record. Bases 606 to 3482 code for a protein of 958 amino acids. Gene Ontology annotation, cellular component: signaling receptor complex; plasma membrane. Gene Ontology annotation, biological process: protein phosphorylation; cellular response to growth factor stimulus; BMP signaling pathway. Lineage: Eukaryota; Metazoa; Arthropoda; Insecta; Hymenoptera; Megachilidae. The transcript has 12 exons.
UUAUAUAGUCUUUGCGAACACGUAAAGGAAUUACAAUUGAGUGGAAUCGUUUUGUCUGUCAGAUAUUUUAAUGUUGAUACGGUAUUUGUUUUAAAGAAACUUAAUAUUAUUUUGCGAAUACGUACGAUGUUACUAUUGAUGUCAAAUUUAUUAUUUCAAGAUUCUCAAGCACAAAACUCGACAAAUUUACUACUUAAGGUUAUGGUUUAAAGUACUUUAUACGUAUUUCCAGUAUAUAAUAACUAUAAGGAUCUCAGUUUUUUCCAGUAAUUAUGUGGAACUAUCUUGUUGUCAUUGCUGUUGUGUACUGUCUAAAUUCAGAUCGUUUUUUAUCUUGUACAAAAAAUAUAUAGACAAUAAAGAAUAUACCUAGUUAUUGAAUUUAUUGUUAUUUACAUUAUUUAAAUCAUUUUUUCGCUUAACAAAGCAUAAUUGGUGGCUGUUAGUAUAUUAGUAAAUUUUAUCCUGUAUUUACUUCUCUGUAUUUAAUGAUGAACAAAGCCCACAUAUGGCAGUAAUAUAUGUUAGUAUAUCUAAAGAUGCCACUUCUUAAGGACCAACGCUUCUGUUGAAGUGUUUGAGUUCAAGAGGCCUGCUAGGGCACAAUGAAAGCCAUUGUAUCAAUUACAUUCAUCUUACUACUAUAUGGGAUAAACUCAAUACCCAUUAAUGCUGUUAGAAUAUGUGCUAGCAGGAAGAAGAAUAUUGAUAAUCUUCCUUUAAAACAAAAUGCACUUAGUGUACCUGAAAAUAUACCCAACAACAGUAAUGUGGUUCAUACCAUAAAGGAUAAUGAUAUUAAAUUUGAAGAAUGUACCAAUUUCUGUCAUGCAUUAUGGCAAGAAGAUAAGACUGCAAAUGGAACAGAAAUUAUCAUUUUAUCUCAAGGUUGUUGGAAACAGUCUGGUGAACAAAAAUGUGAAACUUCAGAAUGUAUUGCUUUCCAACGCUCUACUAAAGCAUUAAACAACACAAAGUUCUGUUGUUGCCAUGGAGACUAUUGUAAUCUUAAUAUUAAUAGCACCAAUAUUUUGUAUUCUGAUAACAAAUUACAGAGCUCUGCCUCUACAGAAAACAAUCAACCAACAACUGAAUAUUUGGAACAACCAGAUUCUGGAAGAUGGAUCCUCAUUAUAACAAGUGUUCUGCUAUGCAUGUUUUUAGUAAUAUCUAUUGUAGUAUUGAUGGUGUAUCGUGUAUACCAUACAAAUAUGUUAGCAAGAUUAGGGAAACCACUUCCCUAUUCUGAUCAGUUUAUCGAUAGUACAGCCCUGAGAACUGGUACUUAUACAGUAGAUCAUUUGAAACUUACAGCAAUUGUAGGACAAGGACGUUAUGGAUCUGUAUGGCAAGGUAGUAUGGGAGAUCAAGAUGUUGCUGUAAAAAUAUUUCCUUCUCAUUAUCGUAAUUAUUUUCAAAAUGAACGAGAUACUUAUUGUCUUCCUUUUAUGGAACACCCAUCUCUAUUAAGUUACUAUGGUGUAGACGAGAGGGUUAGUAUGGAAGGCAGUGUUGAAUACCUGUUGGUACUUAGCUUUGCACCAGGUGGUACUUUAACAGAUUUCUUAAGAACUCAUAUAAUUGAUUGGAGUACGUUUUGCAAGAUGGGUCUGUCUAUGGUAAAAGGACUUGCUUACUUACAUACUGACAUACACAAAGGUGAUAAAUUCAAGCCGUGCAUUGCACACAGAGAUAUCAAUUCCAGAAAUAUAUUAAUCAAAGCUGAUGGUACUUGCUGCAUAUGUGAUUUAGGAUUGGCAGUUCAAAUAUCCGGUUCUAAAUACUACUCGAAUGGUGAAGAGCAACAUGCUGAAUUAAAAUCAAUUAAUGAUGUCGGCACUUUAAGAUACAUGGCACCGGAAAUAUUGGAGGGUGCUGUGAAUUUACGAGAUUGUGAAAGUUCUUUAAAACAAAUAGAUGUUUAUGCGAUGGGUUUAGUAUUAUGGGAACUGGUUUCAAGAUGUUCAGAUAUUUAUAUGCCAGGAUCAGAAGUACCUCCAUAUAGACAACCAUAUGAGAAAGAAAUCGGUCUUCAUCCCACUUUUGAACAGAUGCAAGUGUUAGUUUCUCGUAACAAAGCAAGGCCGUUACUAGAGGGUAAUUUAGUAGACAAACCUGGGGUACGGUUGAUUAAAGAAACUAUGGAAGACUGUUGGGACGCGGAUGCAGAGGCUCGAUUAACUGCUUUAUGUAUAGAAGAACGUCUUUCAGAGUUACAGUCUCAUCGUGUGACUGUGCACUUUGCCGAUGGAAGUCCAAUGGUAAAUUCCCAUUGCACUUUAGUGCCUUCAACUACAAACAGCCUUUACAGUGAAUCUUCCCAUCACGAUAAUGUUCACGUCGUUCAACAAACAUCGCACACGGUGCAGGACACUUCAAGCAACGAAGGUGGUUUUGUUGAAAAUUUAGUAACUCUAUCACCUUCUGAAAGUAUUGUCCACGAGCAUAGUUUUAAAAAUUCAAACGAAGUAGCAAUAUAUAACCAUACUCAAACACUUCAACCUUAUCAAGGUCGAAAUCCCUGUAUGGAAAGAAAUCUAAUGUUACAGUCAGAUUCGUUUGAAGAUCUAGGAUGUAAUGGUAAUGUACUUGUUGACAAAUCUAUGAAACAUGCAUGCAACGAUCAAUACAGAAUUGUAUCAGAAGCGCAAGGACUCGUUUCUCAUGAUUAUUUGAGUCAGCAUACAACGCAAUUAACGCAAUUAAGACCGGCAACACCCAUACCGUAUGUUCAAAACGUUAUUUCGGACGAUGGUACAUCAUCGUAUGGUAAACGAAAGCAAACGAAUAUGCAUGAAAUCUGUCCUCAAGAAAGUCCUAGGAAAAAGUUGUUUGGAUGGUCUAACUUUAAGAAACUUUUGGUUAAUAAAAAAAUGUAUCCAUACAAUAAGUAUCAAAUAGAUCGAGAAGAUUCCAAAUCUAAUUUACUAACAAAACAGAACGUGCAGAUCAAAACCGUAGAAACAAACGUAACGAUAUCUCCAGGAGGAAAGUAUGUAAACGGUAUUAUCAAUAAGACACCUACUUUUCCCUCUUCAUUGGACAAGAACGAUAAGAAUGCUAUACAAAUUGGAAAACAGAACUUUGAUAAUGAAAGUAAUGCAAAUUCUAGACCAUCCACCUUGCCUCUUGUAAAUUUAAAAAAUGAGAAAAGUAAGAAUAUCAGUAGACAGGAAAGUAUUGACAAGUUCAACGAGGUUUUUAACGUUGGGUCUAAUGUGAAUAUAUUAAAAGAUCCUCACAUGAGAAUAAAAACACCAGGAGACUUGCCACCUUCUGUAAGAAAAGUUCGUGGCCGUGGACAAUCAACUGCUAGAUUCUCCCUCUACGAUGAUCGGAUGAUGUGCAAUAUUUUAAGUGAGGAAGAUGACAGAAAUGAUAAAACUAUUUGGAAUUCAGUACCCCUUGGUAUGGAUCUUGGAGACAGCGAUGACAAACAUUCACCAGAUAAAUUUAGUACCAAAAACGUUACUUGCUUUUAAUCGAAUCUAAUAUUAAUAUAUUUGUAAAACUUUUUAGAAAUAAGCAUAAACAUGGCUGUAGUAUAACUUCAGCUUCAAUAUAUACGUAUGUACAGAAGAAAAAUACAAAGACAGAUUUUAUACUCUUAACAGAAA